Molecule: messenger RNA, 3072 nt
Organism: Lytechinus variegatus (green sea urchin)
Lineage: Eukaryota; Metazoa; Echinodermata; Echinoidea; Temnopleuroida; Toxopneustidae
Gene: rnf207
Product: RING finger protein 207-like
Exons: 14
Coding region: 134-1921 (595 amino acids)
Cellular component (GO): perinuclear region of cytoplasm
Molecular function (GO): Hsp70 protein binding; transmembrane transporter binding; zinc ion binding
Source: RefSeq, a predicted model, not a curated record
UCUCUCAGCCACCGUAUACGAUUCAAUUACCUCGGAAUUCCAAGAAUUGGUGUCGUCCGCCAAGUUUGAAUUCAAUUGAGGCGAAAAAGGAAGAGGAAAUAGUGAAUCCGUUGAUGUCGGAAUCAAGGAUGCGAUGUGCGACCCCUUCAAACCUCCAGCGAUGUCAGGUGAGAUCUUCCAGCCUCUCGAGACUUUCGAGGAGCAGGUGGAGGCCGGGCGUGGCCCCCUGACAUGUCGUCUCUGCACCCAGCAGUACGAUGACCCACGGAUUCUCAACUGCCAUCACGUCUUCUGUGGAAACUGCCUGCGUGGGAGGGCUGUGGAUGGCUUCAUGACGUGCCCUUUAUGUGGUACUCGUAGCUUCCUCACCAGUGGUUCUAAUCUACCACCAGCUGAUCCUGUCAUCAACUUCCUUCUAAAGUCGUCUGAACAAGAGAGGGCACUGUGUGCUAACUGUGACACUGUUCAAGGUUCUAUGUUCUUCUGCAAUACCUGUAACCAGGCUCUGUGUUCAAUGUGUAAAGAGGAAACCCAUAUGGCCAAAAUGUUUGCCUCCCACAAGCUUGUUCCUCUCAAGAAACGGACAAAGGAGCAACACAGGAAAUGUGCCAAACACAAUGAUGAUUACAUAAUGUAUUCUACAGAAAAACAAGAGCUGCUCUGCAUCAAGUGCUUCAGAGAUAUUGAAAAGGAUGACAGAGCGUUCUGCCUGGAUCUCGAGUCCGCCUACAAUCAGAGCUGUCGACAGCUGGAGGAACGCAUCACAACAAUCAGAGACUUGCAGAGCUCCGUCCAUGAUGCCAUCAUCCUCUUCCAGGCUCUGAUGCAGGAGGUGAGGAGCAAUGCAGAGAAGGAGCGGGUCUCCAUCCAGGAGCUCUGUGCUGAGAUGCAGGAGAGGAUGAUGGAGAAGAAGGAGGAGCUACUGAAGAAUGUUGACAGUCAACAGCUUCAGAAAGAGCAAGCAUUUAAGGACCAGCUGCCGAGUCUUGCCGCCAUGCUUCCUGCUCUCCAGACAUACCUUGCCAUCAGUACCAUGUUCGUCAGCAAUGCCAACAUGUACGAGUUCCUGGAUCUUGGUUCAUCCUUGAAUGGGAGACUAGAAUCCAUAGCCAGCCAGCCUCAUCAGCUUCGGCCGCAGGAGAGCGGGGAUAUCAGCACCGACUACGAGGUUAAGUUUGCUCGAUGUCUUCAACCUUUGCUUCGUAUCCACCUGGAUGAUUGCUCUGAUUGCGGGAGCAGCUCACCGAUCAUCCAUGUUUCCAUGCCGACAACGAGCACCCCACCGCCCCAGCAUCCUCCAGCAAGAACCAGAGAGCAGCAGCAAGCGGCACAGUCCCUCUCCAACGCCUACAUAUCUAGCGCCCUCGCUCGUCACUUGUCUCUAACAAACACACUCCAAGACCCCCUGACCAUGAAGGGGACAAGAAGGGGUAGUAAGAUGGCUGCCAGCAUCCGUCAUCGCAUGCAGGAGGGCAACGGACCCUUCGUAGAACACUGCAAGGCCUUUGAAGCAAAUUUCAGGUUGCUUCAGCAUCGUAUCCAGAAAAUGAAAGAACAGGUUCAGGAGAUCCACAGAGAUAUCACACGUAGGAAAUGCUUGGCAAAGAAAGAAAAGGUGAUGGAUGUCCUUGAUGAGUGCAGUCAAGUUGAAAUCCAGAUCGGUACCCAUACUGCUACGCUAGAACAUAUGAAAGUCAUCUUUCAAAAGAUAUGGCAGGAGAUGUUGGAUAGGGUCUCUAGCGAGCAGGAAAUCUACCAGACUCAUCUCAAAGACAUGAACUACCUCAAACAGGAAAACAGCCACCUAGCAACCAUCGCUAGGCAAAUAGCACCUUAUAUUAAAUCUAUUGAUACCAUUACCAAGCAGAUAGAUCCAAGGAGAGCAACAGACAGUGAUGAGAACCAAGACAGCACCAGAUGACAUCGGCUGUUUGUCGCCCUCUCUUGUCACCACCUUGCAUGAACUUUCAAGCCUUGUCUUCCCAUUCCAUAACUCUUGCAAUGCCUCUGUGUGAUUUUCAACUAAUCUUGUGUUUGGGGCUGUUGCCAGUAGCGACCAACUUCUCCUCACGUAGAAGCAUGAUCAAGAUCAGCCAGUCCACAGGAGAGUGAUGAUGAAGUGGCAGAGGUCAGUUCUGUGCACGUCUCAAAGCUUGUACUUACCAGUAAUGCCAACAACUGUGCCACAGACACAAGAGAUCUGGAUACAUCCCCAAGCCAGUCCCUCAAGUCACCUGUUAUCGAUGAUGAUAACCCACAUGAUACCUCCAGCAUUGUGUCACAUGAUGCCUCUGGUGCCGUGUCACAUGAUUCAUGUGGGUCACAUGAUGUACAGUCACCUGAAGAUGGGACGGAGGCAAAAAAGCAGUUUUAUCGGACCCUGAGCGAGCAAGAAGAGUACGAAAGGCAACGAGCCAAAAAGAUAGUCAUGGAUGCCAUCAUGUCUGAGCAGUGCAAGGAAGCCCUGAAAGAGAGCAGUGCGAGCAAAGUCCAGGAACCUGACCUUCUCAGUGGCAGUUAUCAAAGGCCACUACCUAGCGAGAGUGUGGAGGACACUCAGAAGUGCACUGAUGCUGAUCAAAAGGUUAAAGUUAUUGAUGGGCUUGAUGCUGAACAUCCUUGUGGAAGCAGACAAAAGCCACUGUCUGGCAAGAGGCUGGAAGAGUCAAAGAAACGUGUAGAAGAUAGGCAUGUGAAAGUAACUAAUGGUGUGGACACAGAACACUCUUGUGGAAAUGGACAAAGGCCAAAAGCAGAGAAGGGUGUAGAUGAGACAAAAAAAUAUGACAAGGCUGAUAGGUUGUUGACAGUUGUGGAUAUGAAUGGAGGUGGCAGCGAUUUGGGUCACGACUGCGGGAUUGUGAAAAGGAGAGUGAAACGCGAGAGACUUGGUGAUGAAGGGAUCGUCCACACGACCUCUACUGAAGCAGAUUGCGAAGAGGGCAGCAUUUCCGUCAGCUCUAGAGUGAAGCGGUUCAGCUUGAGCGAUGAUCAAGUGGAGAUGGCACAAAAGCAGCAAGCCACUGCCUGUCCGAGCUCUCCAUGUUCUCCUCGCACUCAUGACACAAAACG